Molecule: messenger RNA, 1053 nt
Organism: Miscanthus lutarioriparius
Lineage: Eukaryota; Viridiplantae; Streptophyta; Magnoliopsida; Poales; Poaceae
Source: the annotation of a GenBank genome assembly
AUGGCGCAUUCUGUUGAAGGAACAAGACGCAAGUGCGGCUGUUCUAGGCUGCUCGUGGGUUGGAUCCUGGUUCAGCUCCAGAUUAUUUUGCUUCUUGUUCCUGUAACCGGAUACUUUAAGCUUUAUAAAAGUUGGCUUUACCUCUGUCAAAAAAAAGUGACAAAAAUAUUUUUGCACCAUUCCCUUUCUCACUCAUGCUGUUACAAGGUCAAGUUAAGCAAAACAAUCGUAUAUGGUCGUAUCAUACUGCCGGUGGCCGGUGGCCGCCGAGCUCACAUAAAGCUUCCAUCUUUACCGCCGGCCGUGGCCGCUGCGCCGGAGGACGGCCAACGGGAGCCGUUCUCCCCGUAUGUCUUCCUCGACCUGCCACCUACUCCCCGUGACGACGGCGAUGACGACCCGCCGUUGCCGGACGACCUGGUGCUCCCCUACAUCUCGCGCAUGCUCAUGGAGGAGGACAUGGACGACAGGUUCUUCUACCAGUACCCCGACCACCCGGCACUGCUCCAGGCCCAGCAGCCCUUCGCCGACAUCCUCUCCGACGCCGAUGCUGCCACAGCCACGGCCACCUCAUCCGGUUCCGGCUCCGAUUCCACCGACGCCAACGGGAGCGGUACGGCAUUCACCCCCUCCUCCUAUGUCGACGUCGUCCCCGCGUUCGCCAGCGCCACCUGGCCGUACGACCCGCUCGAGCUCACCCAGCGGCUCACGGCCGGUGCUGCCAACAGCGCCUCCUCCUCCUUGCCCGGACUAGAACAAGCAGGAUCCCAAUUCCAUGAGAGCACGGACAGAGGCAGUCAGAGUCAUGUCCAGAACAGAGUGAGCAUGGACAUGAUCAAUCAGGCCUUCCUCAAAGGCAUGGAAGAGGCCAACAAGUUCUUGCCUGCCACCAGCAUCAGCAGCAGCAGCAGAGGCCGCCGCAAGAACAGGGGGCAUGAUGACUUGGAGGAGGGCGAGACGGGCAGGAAGAGCAAGCUGAUGGCGCCGGAGCCGGAGGAGACCGGCGAGAUAUGGUCGACAAGAUGGUCAUCGACGGGUACAACCUGUGUGUAA